AGUAAUCCUUUCACCAAAAAAUUCCCAGCCAUUCCCCUGUUGGUUUAGCCAUGGAAGGCCCUCUGUUGCGAGAAGUGUGCGCCCUGUACGACCAAAUCUCGAGCCUUGCUAGCCUCAAGCCUUCCAAAAAUGUCGACACUCUCUUCACCCAACUAGUCCUCACGUGCUCCCCGCCCGCCCCUGGCCUUGAUAUCGCCUCUUUGCCUCAGCCACUUCAAGCCAUGAGGGCUCAUCUCAUCCGUCUCUGCGCCACCGCUGAGGCGCUUCUUGAAGUUCAUUUCUCUUCCAUUUUGGCUUCCUUUGAGAAUCCCAUUCAUAACUUGUCUAUCUUUCCUUAUUACUCUAAUUACUUGAAGCUCUCGCUUCUCGAGUUCGAUAUUCUUACCUCUCAUUGUCGUCGGGUGCCCUCUAGCGUUGCGUUCGUUGGCUCUGGCCCCCUCCCGCUUUCCUCCAUUGUCAUGGCGUCCACUCAUCUUAAGGGUACUAUUUUCCACAACUUUGACAUCGACCCAGCUGCAAACACCAUGGCGGGGCAAUUGGUUUGUUCGGACUCAGAUUUAUCGAAGCGGAUGGUGUUUCACACGGCAGAUGUAAUGGAGGUGACGGAGGCGUUUGGAGAGUACGAGGUGGUGUUUUUAGCAGCAUUGGUAGGGUUGGAGGAGGAAGAGAAAGGGAGGGUUUUGAGGCAUUUAGGGAAGCACAUGGCGCCCGGAGCUUAUUUGAUGCUAAGGAGUGCACAUGGAGCUAGAGCAUUUCUCUACCCUGUUGUCGACGUUCGUGACGUCGAAGCAUCUGGGUUCGAGAUUUUGUCCGUAUUUCACCCUACUGAUGAAGUUAUAAACUCCGUUGUUAUUGCAAGAAAGGUGACUGAUCUCGUUCCUGACAACGAUAAUUAUAACGACAACGACACAGAUGAUGAAAAACGAGCUGUUUUAGUUAACGCCCCUAUAAUAUUAGCCGAGAAGUGCUCGGGGUUUAAAGACUUCGGUCCCAUGAUCGAGGAGCUUGCCAUAGAAGAACAACUUUCUUGAAAUAGUUGCAUUAUUGUGAAGUAUGUUUGAAAUUGUCUUUUAAUAUUCUAAAUGAAAGGAUUUGGUUGGGAUGUGUGCAAAAA
Cucurbita pepo subsp. pepo (vegetable marrow) is the source of this 1114-nucleotide messenger RNA. Its product is annotated as nicotianamine synthase. Lineage: Eukaryota; Viridiplantae; Streptophyta; Magnoliopsida; Cucurbitales; Cucurbitaceae. Gene Ontology annotation, biological process: nicotianamine biosynthetic process. Gene Ontology annotation, molecular function: nicotianamine synthase activity. The record is from RefSeq and is a predicted model, not a curated record.